Molecule: messenger RNA, 1959 nt
Organism: Maudiozyma barnettii
Lineage: Eukaryota; Fungi; Ascomycota; Saccharomycetes; Saccharomycetales; Saccharomycetaceae
Gene: PRM1
Product: pheromone-regulated protein PRM1
Exons: 1
Coding region: 1-1959 (652 amino acids)
Cellular component (GO): mating projection tip
Source: RefSeq, a predicted model, not a curated record
AUGCGUGUAUUUACAAAUUAUUUAAAACUAGGCGAGGCUUUAACCCAAAUAUGGAUUAAUAGAUACACAUUGGUGCUAAUUCUAGCAAUUCUAAAGCUCACAUUUUUCACCAAAUCUUUGGUAUUAGCAUUAAAUAAUUCAGAAUCUUACAUUCUUUCGAAUUGUUCUACAAUUGAUAAAAUAUACUCUAGCGUGAUUGAAAACACACCUCAUUAUUUAGGUUUGAUGGGGAACUAUAUGGUGGAAAAAUCAAUGAUUGCAACAGUCAAGGCCUCACUUGAAACGUUGACACUUCUAGUUUAUGCUAGUGAAGAAUUGCUCACAUUUGUAGUAGAUUUAUAUUUGGGAACUUACGCCUGUUUAAUUGUAAGUGCAAUUGAUGGCACAGUGGAUGUAGCAACAAAUACUACGGAAAAAUUAUUAGGAGCAAUUAAUGGAACUGUACAUAACAUUGCAAAUGACCUUGAUGAUGGAUUGGAUGAUCUAACAAAGAUCAUUAAUAAAAUUUUAAGCGCAGCCUCAAAAGUUGAGAAUUUUUUUACUGAUGAUGACGAUGAUGAUGACAGUGAUAGUACCACCAAUAAGAUUAAAACCGUAAAUUUGACCAUUUCUAGUUUAAGGAAUGUGUAUAUCCCAUCAUCGAUAAAUGAUAAACUAGAGUCGUUAGCUGCAAAGACACCUAGCUUCGAUACAUUAAAGAAUAAAACAAAAAAUGAACUUUCAAUUCCAUUCAUUUAUGCUAGAAAUGAAGUAAAAAAAGUGAAUGUAACCAAUAUAUUUAGCAAUAAAAGUUUACUGUAUACCCCACCACUUACUGAUAUCAAUCUGAAUGGUACUGGAAUAUGCUCGUCAAAUAAACCAGAGAUUCAAUUAAUAUACAAAGAUUUAGUUAAAAGUGUUAAAGUUGUAACUACAAUUUUUAUUGUAUUGAUGUCAAUUGCAGCCGUUGUUGUACUUAUCCCUAUCGGAUAUGAGGAAUAUUGUAAAUGGUCAAGGUUAAGACAACUAAAUGAUACUUAUUCAUCGAAAGAAUCAUACUACUUAUCUGAUGAUAUCUCUGCUGUUAGCACAUUAAAGGAACCUCUCGAUGAUACACCAGAUAUAAUAUCAACUUAUUACACUAUAUUUAAUAGAUGGCAAACAAGAAUAUCCAAAAUGUUCCAAUAUUUAUUUACAUUAGGAAACAGAUCUAAUAUGACGAAGUUACAAAGGUCUAAAUUGGAAUGGUUUACUGCAUAUAUCACUUCUGAACGUGCAUUAAUAAUUCUAGGAAUUGGUAUAGUGGCCCUUUUGGUAUGUAUAUUCCAAUUAAUCAUACUAGCUGUGUUAAAUAAGAAACUCGAUCCUUCAAAUGGAGCCACUAUGACGAAUAAAAUAAAAACAUCAUUAAAUAGUAGUGAUACCUUGAAACAAGGUUUGACCACAUGGGGAUCCCAAACAAAUUUAUACAUAAACUCUACCGAAUCGUACAUCAAUAAAGAAGCCUUUGGAUGGAUCGAUGAAACCACAUCAGCUAUCAAUAAAACCGUGGCUACAAUGAUUUGGGAUAUCGAUACAGCACUGGGAGAUAUGUUUAAUGGGACGCUACUUUAUAAACCUAUGAAGACAGUUAUUAAAUGUGUUAUCGAGGAUAAACUGUAUGCUGUCGAGAAAGCCAUGACUUGGAUAAAUAAUAAAGCUCAUUUGAAUAUACCGAGGGUAAAUGUGACAGAGCUGGAAUCAAAUAUGUCGAACGGAGAAUCGUCGCCCAACAGUAAAUUCACUCAGAUAGUAAACGAGUUAACAGAUGAAAUGAAAACAGGUCUAAAGAAGAUAAUACAUGCUUUCCACAAGACAGCUAUGAUGGAACUUUACAUAUCAUUAGCCAUACUUGGUGUUUGGAUCAGUCAAAUCCCAAUUGGGCUUGUAAUAUUGUUGAUCAAGGAACAGCAAUUAAAUAGAUAUAUGGUUUCAAAGUAA